Molecule: messenger RNA, 513 nt
Organism: Pieris macdunnoughi
Lineage: Eukaryota; Metazoa; Arthropoda; Insecta; Lepidoptera; Pieridae
Source: the annotation of a GenBank genome assembly
AUGUCGAUCUCUCCUUAUUUCUUCGAUUAUGAUUUGCCGCGGCGCUGGCCCCGUCGCCUUCUUGAACAGAAUUUCGGCCACACGGUAUCACCUGAAGACAUCUUCGCAACCAGCCCAGUCGUGCCAAGACUUAACAGAUUUUGGUGGCCACAAGACUCCAGCACGAUUAAAGUGGACAGCGACAAGUGGUCCAUCAACAUCGAUGUUCAACACUUCGCACCGGACGAAAUAACAGUAAAGACAGUUGAUGGCUUUAUUGUGGUCGAGGGAAAACAUGAAGAAAAGCAAGACGAACAUGGGUACGUGUCGCGGCAUUUUGUAAGACGCUUCAAGUUACCUCAGGAAAUAAAUGCUGACGCGAUAGUAAGCAGGCUUUCCUCCGAUGGUGUGCUAAGUGUGUUAGCCCCCAAAAAAGAAGAAACACAGAAGGGUGAAAGGUCUGUUCCUAUCACACAUACUGGUCCAGUGAGAAAGGAUGUAAAAGAAGAUACAAAGGAAGAAAAGAAAGAAUAA